Caretta caretta (loggerhead turtle) is the source of this 8589-nucleotide messenger RNA. RefSeq names its product myocardin related transcription factor B (gene MRTFB). The record is from RefSeq and is a predicted model, not a curated record. Gene Ontology annotation, cellular component: nucleus. NCBI's taxonomy places the organism in Eukaryota, Metazoa, Chordata, Testudines, Cheloniidae. Gene Ontology annotation, molecular function: transcription coactivator activity. Gene Ontology annotation, biological process: positive regulation of transcription by RNA polymerase II; smooth muscle cell differentiation.
UCAGAAGCUCAGUUUCCCUGUCUGGAAGAGAGUUAAGGGCUUCAAACAGAUUGAGUGUAUUUGUAGGUCAGACUGGGAAGUAAAGGGCAAUGGCUGCUUUCAGCUGCUUAAAGACAUAAUUGCUCAAUUAUUGUGAAAAGGAACCGGGGAGCAGAGUAUUCAAACAGUGUACUGCUGGGUUGCAAAUUGGUCUUUUUCCUGUGUUGGAUGUUGCCAUUCAAAGGAGUCUCAUCAUGAUCGAUAGCUCCAAGAAGCAGCAACAGGGCUUUCCAGAGAUUUUACCUACUGGAGAUAUUGAGACAUUGAAAGAAAAGGAAUGUCUUGAGGUGAACAGCCAGAAAAGUCUCAAGGAAGGUCAGUUACCUGCUGUUUGGGGGGCAAAAAAAUGCAGACAUGCGACAGUAAAUUCAGUCUUACUUCAGCUUAGGCUGCAGCAAAGACGGACAAGAGAACAGCUGGUGGACCAGGGCAUCAUGCCACCUUUGAAAAGCCCAGCUGCAUUCCAUGAGCAGAGAAAGAGCUUGGAACGAGCCAGGACUGAAAAUUUUCUGAAGCACAAGAUUCGCAGCAGACCAGAUCGAUCAGAAUUGGUCAGAAUGCAUAUUCUGGAAGAGACAUUUGCAGAACCCUCACUGCAGGCAACUCAGAUGAAACUGAAGAGAGCUCGGCUGGCAGAUGAUCUGAAUGAGAAGAUUGCUCAGAGGCCUGGCCCUAUGGAACUGGUGGAAAAGAACAUCCUUCCUGUCGACUCCAGUGUUAAAGAAGCAAUUAUAGCAGUUGGACAAGAGAGUUAUCCCCAAGCUUUGGAUGAUUACUCAUUUGAUGAAGACAGCAGUGACGCUUUAUCUCCAGAUCAGCCUGCUAGCCAGGAAUCCCAGGGUUCAGCAGCGUCUCCUGGUGAACCAAAAACAAGGGACUCGCCAUCAUCAGUCACACCGAACACUACUUCUACUACACAGCAGUAUCUCUCAUUAACUUCUGCAGUCCCUGAAUUCCUGAAGCCUGCCCCCACCACCGAGCAGCACACUAUACACUCUACAACUACUGCUACUACUCUGACCACAACUACUCUAUCUGCAGCAAAGCCUGGGCCAACUUUGGUAAAGCAAAGCCAUCCCAAGAACCCAAAUGACAAGCAUCGGAGCAAGAAAUGUAAAGAGCCUAAGCCUAGGGUAAAGAAGUUGAAGUACCAUCAAUAUAUCCCACCUGAUCAGAAGGGCGAGAAGAACGAGCCACAGAUGGACUCCAAUUAUGCUCGUUUGCUACAGCAACAGCAGCUUUUUUUGCAGCUGCAGAUCCUGAGCCAACAGCAACAACACUACAGCUACCAGACAAUUCUGCCUGCACCGCUCAAACCCCUCAGUGACAAACAGAACAACAACGGGAAUAUACCACUGACUACUUUGAGCAGCAGCGCACCUACGUCGGUAGCCUGCACACCAAGACAGAACAGUAAUAUUCCCAGCAGGAAACCAGGACCGCUUCCUUCAAGCUUGGAUGACCUGAAGGUAGCUGAACUGAAGAUGGAAUUGAAAUUAAGGGGAUUGCCAGUGUCUGGAACGAAAACAGAUCUUAUUGAGCGUCUGAAACCCUACCAAGACCUUAAUAAUAAUAGUGUCAAUACUAAUAAAGUGGUUGCAAUAACCACUUCUACUGGUGUCAUCAGUAACACAGGGGAGGUAACUGUGACAUUCCCUGUUACAACAUUAAAUAAAUCAGUAGGGAGCUUUCCUUCAGAAACAUCGUCUGCUGGAACUGGCUUCAAAUUAGCACAUACUGAAAGCAUUAGCUCCCCUUUGCCCAUUUCACCAUCUUCUUCAGAACAAUCAAGUCUAAGCACAGAUGACACAAACAUGACAGAUACUUUCACAGAAAUGAUGACCAUGAUGUCACCAUCCCAGUUCUUAAGUACUUCACCUCUAAGAGUGACUGUGAAUGAAGACAGUCUGAGUCAUGCUAGUAGAAGCAUCUCAAGCAUGGAGCUUGAUGCAGCAGAAAAGGACCGCAAGCUUCAAGAAAAAGAGAAGCAGAUUGAAGAGCUCAAAAGGAAACUGGAACAAGAACAGAAACUUGUGGAAGUACUGAAAAUGCAACUGAAGGUUGAAAAACAGGGUCAGCAGCAGCAAUCCCAGACUCCUGUUAACUCCAUAACUAUGUUGGAUCAGAAACAACUAAAUGCUGCUAUCAAAGAUGAAAACACUCUCACUGAUUGCUCUAGUCCAAGGCAACCAGUAUCUGUAACCAGCCAUUCUUUAGGACAGCCAGUGUCUACUGGUGGCCAGAACCUAGUUGCUAAAAAGGCUGUCAUUAUCAAGCAGGAGGUACCUUUGGCCAAAGCUGAACCACAGAAUGUAAUCUCUCAAUUCUAUGUGAGUUCACAGAGGCAGCCACAAACUGCAGUUGUUGCCCAGCCUCAAGCUUUACUAACUACCCAUGGAUCAACACAGUUGCUACUCCCACUGUCUAUCCAAGGACCAAAUUCAGCCACUUCAGUGCAGCUACCAGUGGGCAAUAUACAGCUACAGUCACAAGCAGGAAUUCAGGCUUCAUCACAAGUAUCUGCACCUGUUUCAUCUUCUGGUCCAGUUCAGACAGCAGCACAGAUGCAUGGUCCACCAUCAAAACAAAAUACUGUCACACAGUAUGUGCUCAGUCAGGCCCAACAAAUCAGAAAGGUUUUCCCACCUAAUACAUCAAAUACAGUAUUUCCCUAUCAAAAUCCACCUGUUAAAACACUACAACAGCCUUUUAUCAAUAAGGCAUUAAACACUAGCCUUGAUGCUGGGAAGAACCAGGUUCCCUCAGUGCAAAACGGACCCAAUAAGCCUGACUCACCCUCGGAGUCCCAACCAUAUAUCAUACAACACACUCUAUUCAGCAAUCCAGGAACCAAGACAAAAGACCCUCCACGUUAUGAAGAGGCCAUAAAACAGACCCGCAACAUGCAGGCAUGUCAGCGAGAGAUUUCAAAUGCACACAGUCAACAGAUGGAUGAUCUCUUCGAUAUCCUCAUUAAGAGUGGAGAGAUUUCCCUCCCUCUAAAAGAGGAACCAUCUCCCAUUUCCAAAAUGAGACCAGUUACAGCCAAUAUCACCACAAUGCCAGUGAACACAGCAGUAUCUCGCCCUCCACCACAAGUCCAAAUGGCACCUCCUAUGUCUUUAGAACCAACAAAUAGUUUAUCGAUAAGUUUGGAGAAUCAACUUGAAGCUCUCUUGGAUGGACAUUUACCUUCAGGUAAUGAAAUUCCUCAACUAGCAAGCAGUAGCGAGGACAGAGAAUCAUUUUCUCUGAUUGAAGAUCUUCAGAAUGAUCUGCUUAAUCACUCCAGCAUGCUUGAUCAUGCUCAUUCACCCAUGGAAACAGCUGACCAACAAUUCACUGCUAAUAGUUCCUGUUUAUCUCUUGACCUUCCUGACACAAAUUUAGACAAUAUGGAGUGGUUAGACAUUACCAUGCCCAAUUCCUCAUCAGGGCUUACUCCUCUGAGCUCUACUGCCCCAAGUAUGUUUUCCACUGACUUUCUAGAUCCACAAGACCUACAGUUGCACUGGGAUUAAGCUAUAGAGGUACAGCAGAUGAAAACUUCACUUUAUCUGUUUACAGUAUAGGUCCUUUGACACUAUUCUGAUUGCAAAUAAGGUAAAUUACCACAGAAUGAUUGGGAAGGAGAAAUGCUUGAUGCUAAUUCUGCAUUUAUGUUCAACUAUACAAGUAAGUUUCUUUACCCUUCUAUUAAUAAUGCAGAUCAGAGCCAUCUGGGAAUUAUACUUCACAGGUCGAGAGAAUGAUUGUAGUUAUUGAUGGAAAAGUACCACCAAGAAGAAAGCAGUGUAUAUAGGAAAUAGCAUUGAGAUACCUUCAUAAUGCUCAAACGAACUGCAAAAUGUGUGGUCAUUUGAUUAGACUUUAAACAGAAGAAAAAUAGUGCAAUCAGAUUUCAACCUACUGUACCAAUAAAGAGUAAACAUUGUUUGAGGGAAGGUAAGAUAUCUCUGCACUUGAUUGUUCCUGUGGACAGCCUGAGCCAAGAUCAAGAGGCAUUGUAAGGGCAAAGGCAACUAAGAGCACUGGCUGGUUCAGUGAAAUUUCACUAGUCUAGAGUCUUUAAAUUUGUUCAAGUUGUUUUUAUAUUUUAUUUUCUGUGACUUUUAGAAAAUUCCUCUUACUCUUUCAUUUUUAAAUCCUGAAGGAAGAACUGCAUCCAAAGGGAUAUUUUAAAUGUAAUUGCACACAAUCCACUGUAGCAAGGCCAGGUAUAUUGAGAACACUGAAUUUUCUAUAGCAACACUUUGGAUUUAUUAGAUAUGUGUAUAUCAGACAGUUAUUUGUAUACUUUUUACCUUUGUGACUUGUACAGCUUAUUUUUGUGGAGGCAGAGUAGCAGUGGUCACCAAACCAAUAGACUACAGUAUUCUAUGAAUAUUUAAUAUCCAAGUUUACUUCCAUUGUUUCAGAGACUAUUUGCUAGAGACAUUCAUCUAACCAAAUAUCUCAAAGAAUCAUUUCAGGAUAUUAAAAUGUUUACAGGACAAUACAAGAGGAGUUCCAUGUGAUUCUUGUAGGCCCUGAUCUUGCAAACAUUUAUGGACAUGAGUAAGACAUGCUGACCUCAAUUAAAAUUUUUGCAGGAUCAUGGUCAGAAUACAUAAGAUGUACACAAGAUAGUGACACACCGACUCCCUAACCCCUGAACAUCUUAGGUAAAGAGCAAUGAAAAAAUAGAAAAGCUUCAAGAUGUAAAAUUCAACACUAUUAAGGAUUAAUGCUUCAGAAUAGAUGACUGUAGCAAAAAAACAGUAGUUAAUUGAGGGCAUGCUGGAUGGGUAGCAAGGGGGUUGUCAUUUGUUACUGCAUGCCCAUAAUUUGCUCCUUGUAGAAUUUCUAACUUUUUAGAAACUAACAUGAAAAUACUUUGAAAAACAAACCAGAAUGCAAAUAAGAAUUAAAUAUUCUAGAACUCUAUUUUAUUUCUCAUACAAUAACUUUAACAGUAUUGCUGUAACUAAUACAUACAUAUUCCCACAACAUUAAGAUCAGAAAUAAAGCAAUUUCUGGGCUGAAAAUGGGUCUCAGUUCAGAAACAAUUGUUUUUUCAGUUUAAAAAAUAACAUUUAGCAAGUGAUUAGUGCACAGUGUGGUGUUAAAGCUUAUGCCAUUUUGCAGAGGUAAACUGAUAUCAAAGAAAUGCUGGAAACAAACUAAAAGUGGCUGCUGUUAACUGUACAGUAACCAUUUUAAUAAGCAUACCAAAAUGAACUUUCAAAAUGGCUGUUAGUCCAAAUUCUUAUAACUUCCUAAAUUACCAAUCAUGAAGUGUGAGCCAUUAGUUCUGCUUGGGCAGAGUUCUGUUAACUAAGUAUAAACAUAGAAAUCCAGACUAAUGGAUUACAUUGCAGACUUGGGGACUAUAUUAGCAUCUGUACUUUUUGGGAUAGAGCCAAUCAACAUUUUAAAACUAAUUACAUAUCUUGAUAUGAAAUGUUUGCAAACACUUCAUAAAUGGCCACGCUUAUCAAGAUGCCAUAUCAUACAUGUAGUUUGGUUUUAAACAAACAUUCUAAGAAAAUAUCAGUCAUAUUAACAAAAAAAGAAAUUCAAAGUUAAGGGAUAGGAUGCUAUCCUUAUUCCUCACUGUUGUGCCUAGAUACUGCCAGAAGUAGUUGUGCAUACAAUACUUGGGUAUAAUGUUACAUAAGGACUGUCUGCCUUAAGAUUUGAUUGUCUUGGCUUUGGUAUUAUACAUACUGUUACUUAUGUGUAGUAUUUUGCUUUUAAUAUUGAUGAAUAGAGUAGGGUUCUUCAGACAAUAAAUGAACAAAUACCCUGACCUUUACCCAUUCCACUUGGCGACACGCUCUGUGGGGGGUGAUCCUAUGAGGUGCUAAGUGCCUAGUCUGAGCGUUAAAGGCACUCAGCACCUUGGAGGAAUAGGUGCUUGGUCUGGUAGCUAGACCUGUGUAUGUAAUUUAUAUUGUUCUACGCUACUAUGUUAGUAUAUUAUGUAUGAUAUUGUACUAAAAAUGUGCAGUGUGAAAUGUGACACCAGACCAAAGAUGGUAGUAACAAAAUGGCCCCUUUUGUCUUUGCCUUCUGUUUAAAUGUGAUGAAGGUGAUUUUAACUCAAGUCAGUUUUCUAGUUGAGGAAAGAAUUUUUUUGAUGUGCAUGUAAAUAUAGCUUCAUGCUGGCAAUAUUGUAUAGUAUAUUGCUAUACAAAUACCCUUAUUGGCAAUGUAGAAUGUUAACAAACCCAUAGGAAUCUGUGUGCAGAAAAAAAAUCCUAUACAUCUAAAAUAUGCUGAUACCAGUACAGAAUUGCUUUCUACUCAUAUUGGCUCAAUUCAUGUAAAACUAAGGGAUUAUUAUACCUGUCCUUGAAACAAAAAUGUGAUUUUGUACAAUUCAAAAUUACUUGUAUUGUAAAACCUUACACACACACAAAUAUAGAUAUACAUAUGUUUGCUUUAAAGUGUAUGUUGUGAAAUGUGCUACAAUAUUUGCCAUAUUCAUACAUACCUGGCAUUGUGGAAAAUUUCUUGUGCAUGUUUUAAAUGAUCGUUUUUGUAAUAUAAAAAAGACAAAUCUUUAACAAUGACUGUACAGACUUGUGACUGCUACCACUAGAGUGGUAUUUCUCAUUGUGAGAACAGUUGCACUUGCAAAAGAAUGCACUGAUACCAAAUUCACCAAGCUAGCUAAAGUAGACUAACAAAACAUGGUUCCUGUGAACUGUGCUGUUAGUGGAUGGUAACAUCACAAUUAAGGAUACCAUUUUUAUCACUAAAUUUACCACAGAAACAAUUUUUCUUCUGCACUUCUAGUGCCCUUACUGAGGCAUAUAAGUUUACAAGAUACCCUUAUAUGCCAUUUUUCUUGCACACUAAACAGUUGAUUAUCCCGGUCAUAAAUUUAAAAGGCUUUUGAAGGGCAGAAUUUAUGGCAAUUGUUCUCUGCACAACUUUAGGAUCCAAUCCUGAAACCUGAACUUGCAACAGUGAGGGUUUUCAGAAUCAGGUUUUUAAAGAACGAAGUGCCACAGCAUUUAGGAAGAACUUCCUACUCCUAUGCUGAAAUCUUUUUUAAACAGUUAUUAAAACAUAGUUAGUUCACCAAGGUAACCUUAAGGUAGGUAAGCAGGUAUAUAAAACAAGCAACAUAUGGAUGUUUUCUAUUGGUAUUUGCCUAUCUGCCAAUAUACAACACACAUCUCGUAGGGCUGAAAAUUGUAACAGGCAACAUAAUUGAUAACCCAGCACAAGCUGUCUAACUGCUUUAAAGGUCACAAAAGACGACUCACUGUAAUCACAGAAUACUUUAACUGGAAGGGCCUUGUAAAGCUGACUGAUGCACCAUCAUUUAUUUGGAUUGCAUCCUAAUUUUUUUUAAACUGGAAAAUAAAUAAAUAAAUAUUAGGACAUAGUGCCACAGAAUUCUGAAUAAAGAACCCUUAAAUGCUGAAACACUUUAUACAGUUGUAGAACUGUUAAAUUUUUAAAUCUGUUUUCCUAUCACUUUUCUUAUCAAUCAAAUAAACAUAGCUGUAAAGAGAUUAAGUGGAACAUGCAUAAGAGGAUCAUUAUCUGAGCUCUCAAAUCUAAUUAACCUGUAUGUUUGAGCAACAGUCCCCUUUUACAUCAAGUUGUUAAAUGUAAAAGGAAAUUGGAAGCAAGCAUUGAAGUUCAUGCAUCAGUGCAGUUCCACAUUAGAAAAGGAGAGACUGCAUUCUGCAGUGUCUGAGUUUGAAUGCAAGGAAUUUUCUUAUCCAGUGUGUAAAACGUAGCUUUAGAAAUCUAGCAGUCAUCAUGGUAACUGUUUGAGGGCUAUGUUUCAGCAAAGAAUAGGAACAAGUACAUCUUUAUACUACAGUGUAACAACUGUGAUUUUUUAGGUAAGACUACUGCUUAAAUAAUCAAAAGGAGAUACACAGCCUCAAAUAAAAUAAUAGGAACCAAAGCAUUGUCAUUUAUAUUGCCAAAGGAGGCAUUUUGUAUUUUAAAGGAAAAAAGUCAGUCCCAAAAGGUAUUAUCCACUUACUUAAUUAUACUUAUUAAAAAUUAAGGAUGUAGAUAUUUCUGAAGUUGUUUUUGAUGUUAACAGCACACAUUUGUUGUUUUGUUUGAGAAAUUGUAUUAAGUAAUAUCUGGUUUCUCUCUUCAUUGUUGCUUGCAGUAGAAAUAAUGCUUAUUGUGAUAGGUGUUUCUCUUCUUAUUUUCAUAGUCACAAUUAUGUCUUAGCAUCUCACUUUAUGAAAAAAGAAGAAAGAUACUAAUCUGUAGAGCCCUCUUCAUUUAAGCACUAGUUUAUUAAAUAAAAAUUAUGGCAAUCAGGAUGUCCAUUUAUGUUUGCCUUUCUAGAAGAAACCAUGAUGCCUUUGUAUUUGCUGUUUGCACCCCUGAGAUAAAUUCCAUAUCUUUGAAUGCCAUAUGUUUUGCACAUUGUACUGUAUAUAUGUAAUGCAUACUGUAUUUUUAUAUGUGUAGUACAUUUAACAAAUAUUUUGUACAUAGUGGCAACAUUGUAGCUACUGAGGAAAUGUCUGACAUCAGCAUUUUUGCUAUGUGUCUCAAAUAAAAAAAAGAAACUGUGUA